GUCAAGUUUCGCUUUGAUUAAAAUUUUAUCAUUAUGUAUGUUUAUAUUUUACACUUUGUAUGUAUAAUGAUAACAGAAAAUUAAUUUAGUAAUCACAAUGGUCAUUGACGAUUACAAAGUUAUUGUACAAUGUCAUCCAGAAAUGAUACUCACUUCUGAAACUCCAGUUACAUGGCAAGGAUUUUUAGCGGUUUCAUGUCGAUCUAAUUCAGGACGAAAUAUCCGAGUAAAAUUGAAACUAAUUGUUCCGAAUUAUCCAUUGUUACAUGAUGCGAACAUUAAUUUUGGCAAAGAAAUUACACGUAUACGUAGUAUAGAGUUUAGUCAAAAGGUGAAAGAUUUAAUACAAAACGCAACAAAAGUAUCUUCAUUUCUUAGACAAUUACAAUCACUUAUAAGUAAUUUCAUCAAUAAUGCUCAUAUUGAAGAUGAUUCGCACGAAGUAGCAGACAAUAAAGCGGUGGAAUUAUUGCAAGAAUUAAAAGAUGCACUUGAAACUUCACCAGGAGUUAAAUUACUAUCUGAUAAUAAUUUAAAUACAAUCCAAUUAUUUAUGAACGGUGUAUCUUUAACAUUACAAAGAACAAAGUAUAGGGCAUGUCCCUGGAUAGUUAUUCAUUCAGAUUUGCCUGAAAUACCUGCCUUUGGACCCUUUGAAAAGAAUUUAUCAACCUUGAUUAUUGCAAGAAAUAAAUUCAAAUUACAAGUGGAGAUACUUGAAAAUGCUUGGUCAAAUUUGAGACAAAUUGAUGAAAAAUGUUGGGUAUUAGAUCCACUAAAACCAAAACCUUCUCAUCUUUAUCGACGAAUUUAUUUAACACCAUCCUUGUCAAUGUUCCUUCAAGUAAGUCCCUUGAAUCCCAUGGAUUUGCCAGAAAUUAAAUUUAUGGGUAGUGAAGUUGAAGUUGAAUUACAGAGGAGUCUUGUUUCUAAGAAAUUACAUUAUUGGAAUCCAAAAUACAAUAUCAUAGAUAAUUUAAUGAUGUUAUUAAACAUAGAUACAUUUCCCCGAAAAGAAGAAAAAGUAUAUAUCGAAGAUAAAAAUGCUAUUGUUGCAGAUGAAGAAUGUUGUAUUUGUUUUUCUAUGGAAUUAGACAAUAAAAUUAUACCUGAUAAAAUUUGCAGUAAUGCAAAAUGUAGAAGGCAUUUUCAUACAUCUUGUCUAUUAAAUUGGUUGCAAGCUGUUGCUGGUAAUCAUAUUAUGUUUGAUCAUAUUCAUGGUACUUGUCCAAACUGUCAGGAAAGUAUAUCGUGUUGCAUAAACCCAUGAAUUUAUUUACAUUAAAUU
Colletes gigas is the source of this 1288-nucleotide messenger RNA. RefSeq names its product E3 ubiquitin-protein ligase FANCL (gene Fancl). Gene Ontology annotation, cellular component: Fanconi anaemia nuclear complex; nucleus. Lineage: Eukaryota; Metazoa; Arthropoda; Insecta; Hymenoptera; Colletidae. The transcript has 6 exons. Gene Ontology annotation, molecular function: ubiquitin protein ligase activity. The record is from RefSeq and is a predicted model, not a curated record. The coding region runs from base 98 to 1270 and encodes 390 amino acids. Gene Ontology annotation, biological process: interstrand cross-link repair; protein monoubiquitination.